Arachis stenosperma is the source of this 1545-nucleotide messenger RNA. RefSeq lists its product as uncharacterized. The transcript has 11 exons. Bases 1 to 1545 code for a protein of 514 amino acids. Lineage: Eukaryota; Viridiplantae; Streptophyta; Magnoliopsida; Fabales; Fabaceae. The record is from RefSeq and is a predicted model, not a curated record.
AUGACAACAGUUAUGGAUAUGGUUAAUAAGAUUAAUCCUGAGAAGGAAGUAUGGAACCUCAAAGUUAGGGUGAUUAGGCUUUGGACUGUUUCAACUUUCACUGGUCAGCUUCUCCCAAAUUUCAUGGAGAUGAUUUUGGUUGAUGAAUCUUUCAGGACCACUAUUAGGGAUGCUAUCUGCAAUUUUAUUCCAAAAUCUGCUCUUAUAAUCUCUCCAUUCACUGAACUUUUGGAAACCAAAGAGGAUUCCGAUUUCUUAGUUGAUGUGGUGGGUCUGUUGGUCUCUGUGUCGGAAAAGAAAGAAUAUGGUAAAGAUAGAAAGAAGAUGAAGAUGGCUGUGAAGGAACUUGCUGAAAAUGAGUUAACUCACAGGAUUCGGUAUGCCUUAUUUAGUGAAUAUGUUGACGAACUUAAUCGAUUUCUAUCUUCUAGGUAUGCUGAACAGCUAGUUGUGGUAUUACAGCUUGCCAAAGUUAAGGUUUUUAGAGUUGGUGUUGUAUUUGUUAAGAGUUCUAUUCCACAUGGAGUUGGUGCAUCCCAACCCAUUGGUAUUGUUAGAUCUGGAAAAAAUAUUGGAAUAGAAGAAGAUUUUUUGAAGCUCACACCUAGGUGUACUGUGAAGUCGCUUGAUGAUAACAACCGAGUUGAACCAGCUGAAACUUUUAUUGUACUAGCGAAGAUAGCUAAAAUAGUUGAGGAUGGUCCUUGGUGGUACUCUGCUUGUUUGUGUGACAGAGGUGUUCAGAUAGAAUCUAGGAUUUACUUUGUCAAUUUUGCAACAUCCAUGUUACAAAUGUUUAAAGUGAAGGUAUUAGUUAAGGAUUCCACUUGUGUUUCUAUUUUUGUCCUCUUUGAUCGUGAGGCAAGUUACCUACUGAAUAAGACUUAUGCGCAGCUGUUUGAACAACAUCUUAAAGAUGUUGAUGUUGUGUUUGGCACACAGUCUCUUCUUAUAUUCCAAGAAAUUGUUGGAAAAAUUAUGAUGUUCAAGGUUCUUAGUUGGCUUGUUGGGAUGGAGAAAUUCAAAGGGUCUUAUCUAGUGAGGCGUGUUUGUGAUGAUGCUGCAAUACUUAAAAUGUUUGAGCUCUCUGGUUCAGAUUUGAGUCCUGAAAAGGCUGGGUUUGUACCAAAAGGAGAGGGAUCAUUUGGGAAACCCUCUAAGGUUACCGAAUCACUGAAUUUGGGAUUGACUCCUUCCAACUGCUCUAAGCUCUUUGCUAGUUCGCCUAAAUGUACCCAACCAAAAUCAAGUGUUGUUGACUUGGGAGUUGAUGAAGAUGCUACGUAUCUUCUCCUUAAAAGAAAGUUUGCUGAUGCUGUGGUGGAUAAGUUAAAUGAAGUGGAUAGUUCUCAAAAUUCAUGUGAUGAAGUUGAAGAAAGUGAAGAGGAGUAUGUGGUUGGCCUUAAUCGAGGCUCUCUUGAUUCUGAGAAAGAUGUGAAGCCUUCGUUGAAGAGGUUGAGAAGAUCCUUGAGGCUGCAAUUUGAUGAAGCUGAGGAGUCUCGUGGCUCGGGAAAUGAUGGCUCCUCUAGACAUAGGGUUAAUUGA